UUUGGGUAUAACUCAUCGGAUCAGAAUCCAUUCAUCUACUGUUACCCAUUCUAGGGUUAGGGUUAGGGUCUCCGUUCACUGGACUUCUUUCGACGCUUGUAAACAUGAUGCAACCAUCCAACGGCGUCGUUCCACCUCAGAUGCCACCUCCGACAAUGGACCAACAGCAGCAGCCGUGGAUGAUGAUGCAGCAGCCACCACCCCAGAUGUGGGCCCAACAGCCGCCGCCCCCGCAUCAGGUGGCGCCACCGCCGCAGCACCCACCCCAGCAGCCUCAGCCCCAUCCCCAUCCCCAACAGCAGAUGCCGCAGUACCAGCCUGCGCAGCCCGCAAGCGCCGACGAGGUUCGUACGCUUUGGAUCGGAGAUUUGCAGUACUGGAUGGAUGAGAACUACAUCAAUGGGUGCUUCGCGCAUACUGGGGAGGUUACUUCUGUGAAACUUAUUCGUAACAAGCAAACUAAUCAAUUAGAGGGUUAUGGUUUUAUUGAAUUUAUUUCUCGUGCUGCUGCUGAAAGAAUUUUGCAGACAUAUAAUGGUAGCCUCAUGCCAAAUGUUGAGCAGAAUUUUAGACUAAACUGGGCUUCUUUUGGAGUGGGUGAAAAACGUCCAGAUAAUACUCCUGAUUUCACAAUUUUUGUUGGAGACCUGGCUUCAGAUGUUACAGAUUACAUGUUACAAGAGACAUUCAGGGUUCACUAUCCCUCAGUUAAGGGUGCUAAGGUUGUGACUGACAGGCUUACUAGCCGCACGAAGGGCUAUGGGUUUGUUAGGUUUGGAGAUGAAAGUGAACAAUUGCGAGCCAUGACCGAGAUGAAUGGAAUGUUCUGUUCCACUAGACCCAUGCGUAUUGGACCAGCUACUACCAAGAAAACUGUUGGCAGUGAGCAAUACCCAAAAGCUUCAUAUCAGAAUUCUCAAGGAACUGAGAACGAGAGUGACCCAAAUAAUACAACUAUAUUUGUUGGUGGUUUAGAUUCCAGCGUCUCAGAUGACCACUUGAGACAAGUUUUUAGCCAAUAUGGCGAGUUAGUUCAUGUUAAAAUACCAGUUGGCAAGCGAUGUGGAUUUGUCCAAUUUGCUGACAGAGCUUGUGCAGAGGAGGCACUGCGGAUGUUAAAUGGAACUCCGUUGGGUGGUCAAAAUAUUCGACUCUCAUGGGGUCGGAGUCCUUCAAACAGACAGGAUCCAUCUGUUGGAGCUGUUCAGCCUCAGCCAGAUCCAAACCAAUAUGGUGGAUAUUAUGGAUAUACACAUGGAUAUGAAACAUAUGGAUAUGCCCCGCCUGCGCAAGAUCCUAACAUGUACUAUGGCUACUCUGGAUAUGGAAAUUACCAACAGCCACAGCAGCAGCAGCCGCAGCAGGUGCAAUAUAGCUAAAAGCUUUUGGUUUAUUUUAUGCGUUGUUAUAUUUUGUCGGUAAAGAUAUGAAGUAAUAUAAAGGUAUUCUAUAUGGUUUUUUGGUUUUGUCAUAUAUAAGCCUAUGGAAAGGGGAAAAGAUCAGGGAAUUGAAUUUUCUGUUCCAUAUGGUUGAUGCGCUUACUUUCAAAUCGGAUAUCUGCUGCAUGAUCCUUUAAUCCUUCAUCGUAAGGCCAAUUAGUUCCUUGGUUAUUGUCAACAACAAAAAGGCUUUUUGGUUUAUUAUUAAGGGUGGAUGUAGUAUUUACUUGGUGAAUAAUUUUAUGGUAUGAAUUUAUAUUUUUACUGGAUACAAGGCUUGGUAAUAAUAUUAUGUUGCUGCAUUGCAGUGAUUUUGAUCAUAAGCCGGGCAGUGGAGUUAAGAGGUCACUUGAAGAUGGAGGCAAAUAUCUUAUUCAUAUCGGAGUAUGCAGAGUUUAGUUUGUUCCAGAUUGACACUGGUAGUAGGGAUAUUGGCUGCUGCAUCCAAUUCUGUGUGUUAGUGUUGAUAGGUCUUUCUUUAAUGCUGUUCAAUGGAGAGCGGGGCCUGCCUUUCCAGGCGCUUGCAUGGUGUUUACUUUUUCCUUUCUUCCCCCUCUUCUACUCUCAAGUUGUUUGUUAGGCUCUGGGUUUAAUUCACCUAUCCUAUACGUAGACCUAAGUAUUGGCGUUUGAUUGAUAUUGUUAUUCUAAUGACUUUCUCUGGAAUUGGUCCUAUGUAAUUUGGCGUUGGAUGGCUUUGGUAAAGUAGGAACUUUCUACAAUGUGGAACUCUUAUUACUCAA
Molecule: messenger RNA, 2182 nt
Organism: Vitis vinifera (wine grape)
Lineage: Eukaryota; Viridiplantae; Streptophyta; Magnoliopsida; Vitales; Vitaceae
Product: polyadenylate-binding protein RBP45-like
Exons: 6
Coding region: 105-1379 (424 amino acids)
Cellular component (GO): cytosol
Molecular function (GO): mRNA binding
Source: RefSeq, a predicted model, not a curated record